Messenger RNA from Bemisia tabaci, 1272 nucleotides. Lineage: Eukaryota; Metazoa; Arthropoda; Insecta; Hemiptera; Aleyrodidae. The record is from RefSeq and is a predicted model, not a curated record.
UGUUGCCAAUUUGCUGGAUCCGCCUGUGCCCCUCCAUCCUUGAAUGUUACAUUGUAGCCAGGUUAUAUCAAGAGAUUACUGUGUCAAAGACCCUCCUAUCUUCCACUCUGAUUUGCUGAAGUAAUUAACGGUAUCUUAGUCGUGCAUACUGAUAUGGAUCAUGGACCCCCACCUUGAGAAAUUUUUGAUUAUGGACUCCCCCUCCUUAAAAUUCCCCGGUCAUCUGACUUGAACUCUCUAAUCUCGUUAGUCUGCUUUUCUCUGUCUGGUUUGUCAUGCUCCAAACCAGGUUGAAAAUUUUGCAAGCCUCUGGCUGUACUUAUUCCUUUAUUAUCUGUACCAGUUUUUCAGUUUUCGCAUAUGCUGCUAUUAGAGGUUAUGAAGGUUUUGUUGAUAUCAAUUAUUGUAAGGACAUGAGCGCGCAUUUAGUUUUUGACUAUCCGUUUGCGCUCUCGGAUGUGAAAUACAAGCUUGAGAAACCGUGUGUCUCCAGCAAGGAUACAACAUUUAUCGAUCUUGCCGGCGAUUUUUCACUCGAAAGCGAGUUGUUCGUUGUGUCUUGUUGGAUGUCAUUCCUGUACUGCAUAAUCAUUAUUUACAUUUACGUCAAGUUGACUCCUCAUUAUGAAAGUAAUGUGAAGUGGCCUAUCUACGACUUCCUGGCAUCAUUGAUUGUAAGUGGUCUCUGGAUUUUCCAUUUUGUCAUUUGGGCAAGAGCCGUCUCCGGAAUAAAAGAAGCAACAGAUCCGGAUCGUGUGGUGGAAGAAUGUAAAAUUGAGCUUCAUUGUUUGAGAGCAACAACAAGCCCCUAUUUCGGAUUGAAUCUCUCGAUUGCAUUAGGUCUGAUCAACGUGAUUCUCUGGACAUCCAAUCAGUGGUUUCUCUUCAAAGAAACACCUUGGUUUGGGCAAGGCACUGCUGUUAGCAUGAGAGGCGGUCCUGCCCUUCACAUCUAAUCCAUAAUUUAACAACUUAUCAUUCCAAAUCAUGUAUCUAUUGUGCUUUUAUUUUCUAAUUUUUUAACCAUUUUUAAUGCACUAUUCAUACUGGCCAGGCCAUGUAUGUUUACUAAGUCUCCAGUUUUCUUGCUUGAUUUUAUACCACUCUGGUGCAAGUAUUUUGCAGCAUUGAGGCAAACUUUAAUUAAUUGAUCUCAUGUUGUUUGCGUCGCACCCCGAAAAGCAUAGGCCUAAUUUUUUACCAUUAAAAUUAGGUACUUCACUAGUUUUAAGUCAAUCACGAAUCGCACAUCUACGUUUGUGAUGUAAUUAA